This is a messenger RNA of Terrapene triunguis (Three-toed box turtle), 4196 nucleotides long. RefSeq names its product proto-oncogene tyrosine-protein kinase receptor Ret-like. Gene Ontology annotation, biological process: protein phosphorylation; multicellular organism development; positive regulation of kinase activity. The record is from RefSeq and is a predicted model, not a curated record. Lineage: Eukaryota; Metazoa; Chordata; Testudines; Emydidae. The annotation marks the transcript as partial. The transcript is spliced from 19 exons. Gene Ontology annotation, molecular function: transmembrane receptor protein tyrosine kinase activity; calcium ion binding; ATP binding. Gene Ontology annotation, cellular component: signaling receptor complex; membrane; axon.
CUUCCUUUGGUCUCUACUUCCCUAGGAAAGAUUAUUCGGAGACUGUCUACAUUGAUCAGCCAGCGGGUACGCCGCUACUGCACAUCCGUGCCUUGAGGGAUUCACAUGGGGAGGUGGCCCACUUUCAGCUCUGCCAGCAGCUCUUUAUCUAUCGCGUUGGACCCUAUGAAAAUCAUUGGUUUCAAAUAAAAGAAAAAACCGGGCUUCUCUACCUCAAUAAGAGUCUGGAUAGAGGAGACUUCGAUAUCCUGUUUGGAAAGAAUUGGAUGUCAUUACCAAAGGUGACAUUUCAUGUCUACCUUUCACCCCAGCCCUUCCAAGGGAAGGAAUGUGAGACCCCCACUUCUGCCCUGGUGCAUCUCUCCAUCAUCAACGCCACUGUACCAACUUGCAAUGCUCUGAUGUCAAGGGAGCUUUGUUUCUCAGAAAUGGAUCUCUCCUUUCACAUCAAAGAGAAUAAACCACCUGGCACAUUUCAUCAACUUCAGUUACCCCCAAUACAUCACCUGUGCCAGAAUGUCAGCAUUUCCUACAAAUUACUAGCAGUUGAAGGGCUGCCUUUUCGCUACAAUGAGAACACCACAGGCGUAAGUGUUGUGCAGCAUUUGGAUCGGGAAGAAAGAGAGAGGUAUGAGCUGAUCGCCAAGUGUACAGUGAGAGAGGGCUCCAAGGAGAUGCAGGUCGAGGUGCCUUUCCUGGUCAAUGUGUUAGAUGAAGAUGACUCUGCCCCCUUCCUUCCCAAUGGCACUAGCACGACGGAUGCUGUUGUGGAGUUCAACAGAAAAGAGGGAACUGUCCUAGCCACACUGACUGUGUGUGAUGCAGACACCACACCUAUUUUCCCCAUUGAAAGCAGCAGAAAGAAGUACACAGGCACCAUCAGUACAACUGAUCCAUGGAUUAGCGAAACAUUUCGGGUGGAUCACGUCUUCCACGAGAUCUAUUUCAGCCCCAAUGGCAGCCAAGUGAGGGGAACGCUGCAUGAAUACAAACUGAUGCUGAACAAAAAUAUUUCAGUCACAGAGAACCGUUCCUUCCAGUUGGAUGUUUUGGUGAAUGACACAGAGUUUCAUGGCCCUGAAAGAUCUGUGAUGCUCCAUUUCAAUGUCUCCAUUCUUCCCGUCAGCAUUCAGUUCCCUAAUGUGACUUACCAGUUCACGGUGAACAGAAAUGCUGAACGUUUUGCACAUAUAGGUAAAAUCUGCAUCGAAAACUGCAUGAAGUUCUGUGGAGUAAACAUCACCUACAGGUUGCUGUCUCCCAAUGCCAGCUGCUAUGCUGUCGGGAUACUUCAGGGCCGAGAGGACAAGUAUGGAAGCCUCUAUGUGAAUGACUCCUCUGUGCUACUCAGACCUGAAUGCAAAGAAAUUCAAUACACCAUUGUAGCCUCAGACAAGCAGAGUAAGAAGCAUGCCAAAACCCAGCUCACUAUUACGCUGGAAGGAACAAUUAUUAAGAAAGAAGAGGACUGCCCUGAAUCUUGCGCUGUUAAUAAGCACCGUGCUGAAUGUGAAGAGUGUGGUGGCGUAGGAGUGCUAACAGGAAAAUGCCAGUGGAGACAGGGAAGUGGAAAAGGAAUCACCACAAAUUAUUCUACCUGCACCCCAAGCAUCAGGACUUGUCCAGAUGGCACCUGUGACAUUAUAGAGAGCAAAGAUCCAGCGGUGUGCCCCCAAGAUUGCACAAAUGGAAACAUCAUUGGUGGUCAUGAGAGAGGCGCUCAUGGAAUUAAAUCAGGACAUGGGAUUUGUUACUGCUUCCCAAGACAAAACUGUUACUGUGAGAAAGAUGAUAUUAAAGAGCCGCUGUGUGAUGACGUGUGCAAGACCGUGAUUGCAGGGGCAGUUCUGCUCUCCUUCAUUAUCUCAGUGCUGCUCUCUUCUUAUUUCAUCCACCGUUACCACAAGAAUUCUCCAAAACCACCGAUUGCCUCAGCGGAGAUGACCUUUCGGCGCCCAGCCCAGUCCUACCCCAUCAGUUACUCUUCUACAAAUGUCCGUCGGCCAUCUCUGGACUCUGUGGAGAACCAGGUGCCUGUUGACACCUUUAAAAUACCUGAGGACCCCAAAUGGGAAUUCCCCCGGAAGAACCUGGUUCUAGGCAAGACACUAGGAGAAGGAGAAUUUGGAAAGGUUGUCAAGGCAACAGCGUUCAGACUCAAGGGGAAAGCAGGCUACACCACGGUGGCAGUGAAAAUGCUCAAAGAAAACGCUUCCCAGAGUGAGCUGCGAGAUCUGCUGUCAGAGUUCAACCUCUUGAAACAGGUCAACCACCCUCAUGUCAUCAAACUGUAUGGAGCAUGCAGUCAGGAUGGGCCUCUGUAUUUAAUUGUGGAAUAUGCGAAGUAUGGUUCCUUGCGCAGUUUUCUCAGGGAAAGUCGGAAAGUAGGACCUAGCUAUGUGGGCAGUGAUGCCAACAGAAAUUCAAGCUACUUGGACAACCCAGAUGAGAGAGCCUUAACAAUGGGAGAUCUGAUCUCAUUUGCAUGGCAGAUAUCUCGGGGGAUGCAGUACCUGGCAGAAAUGAAGCUUGUUCAUCGUGAUUUAGCAGCCAGAAAUGUAUUGGUGGCAGAAGGACGCAAAAUGAAGAUUUCUGAUUUUGGCUUGUCCCGAGAUGUUUAUGAAGAAGAUUCCUAUGUCAAGAGAAGCAAGGGUCGAAUACCUGUUAAAUGGAUGGCAAUAGAAUCCCUAUUUGAUCAUAUCUAUACAACACAAAGUGAUGUCUGGUCAUUUGGAGUUCUGCUAUGGGAGAUUGUAACCCUGGGAGGUAACCCUUAUCCUGGAAUUGCUCCUGAAAGACUCUUUAACCUCCUGAAAACUGGCUAUAGAAUGGAGAGACCUGAAAACUGCAGUGAAGAAAUGUAUAACUUGAUGCUGCGAUGCUGGAAACAGGAACCAGAUAAGAGGCCAACAUUUGCUGACAUCAGCAAAGAACUGGAGAAAAUGAUGGUGAAGAGUAGGGACUACUUAGAUCUUGCAGCUUCCACACCCUCUGACUCCUUACUUUAUGAUGACGGGCUCUCAGAAGAGGAGACACCACUCGUGGACUGUAAUAAUGCUCCCCUCCCUCGAACCCUCCCCUCCACAUGGAUUGAAAACAAACUCUAUGGCAUGUCAUACCCGAACUGGCCUGAGGAGAGCCCCGUUCCACUCACAAGAUUCGAUGGCACUAACUCUGUGUUUUCAAGAUAUGCAAAUGAUAGUGUAUAUGCUAACUGGAUGGUUUCACCCUCAGCGGCAAAAUUUAUGGACAAGUUUGAUAGUUAAAAAUUUCUUUGUGAAAGGUAAUGGACCCAUGAGGGGAGCAAACAUGCAAAGAAUGGAAAGUCCAUUGGCUUAUUCUUUGUACAAUUAAAACAGGUUAAACUAACAUUAAUUUCUCAAAUGGCAAACUCUUUUUUGGUAGUUUCUCAAGUGGUUUUACGCAUGAUCAAGACUAUAAUUGAUUAUUUCCCCUUUCAGGAAACAUAUCAAACUGGAUAAAAGUUGUAGUUCCAGUACUUAUUUUUUAGUCCACCAUUCUGCACAUAGUCCAAUUUGGUAACUGUUUAUUGCAAAUGGCUGUGCACUUCAUGCUUACAAUUUUUUAGGUCAGCUGUCCUACAUUACAGCUUUCUUGGGUGGGAAAAUGUUGUUGUACUUGAACUGCUACUUUUCUGGUUAUUAACAAAAGGCCACUUGAUCUAAGCAUGAAGCACAAACUGUAUAUGUAGGGGGGAAAAAACAUUUGGCUCAAAAUAACUGAGCUUACUAUAGAAUCCAAAGUGUUACCAUGAGUUGGCACUAAUGAAGCCUGUAUUUUGGUUUCGAAGCAAACAUUAAGUAACUCAGUAGGGAACUUGAGAUUCAACAUUUGAAGUCUUGAAAAGCUGUAAAAAUGUCUUGUCUUGUCUUAAUGAGAAAAGAGUUUGUUUUAUUAUGUUUAAACUAUUCUUACCUUUAGCACAAUGGAGAUAAAUUUGAUACCAGAUAUGCUAUAUAGACUGAUGUCAAUCAAGAGUGCUCACCUGACACAACUUAUUUUCCAUCACAUCCAUUUUACUAAUGUUACAAUGUCUGUUGUACAAUCAUAAUUCUGUUUGAGUUCAGUGUAGACUGUACAGGAUAUUUUGAACUAAAUUAAAGCAAAGAGAUUUUGUUUGCAGUCAUGUUCAAUGAGUUGGAGUCUUCCUCUAAGCUCAAAAUCUGAUUCUACAG